GUUACUAUGGUGACGACACAAUUCUUGUCUUGCCGCGAGAGGAACAAGACCAUGGAUAAGGUUUCUAAGAAAAACAUUUGGGCAAACAAGAUAUCUCUUGCCAUUUCUUCAGCAAAAGAAACCCAAAAUAAAACGCCUGAAGUCAAAACGCCUGAAGUCAAAACGCCUAAAGUCAAAAGUGUGACAAACGUUUGCAACACUAGAUACGCCUUAGAGAGACGGUUGUUCCAGCAACUCCUGGAACUAAAGAGAGUCCAGAUCAAGAACACGCGAGCCAACGAGCAGGUGCUGAUCAAGAGGAUGGUGGACGCGUACAUGAAGGAGGGGGUCCAGCUGGGCAUCCGAGGCUAUAACGGCCCCUACAACUUCCAGAGUUACGAGAAGUAUCUAUACGACCAGCUCCGGUACCUCCAGAGUUCCCAGAGCAACAAGAUCCCGGCCUUCAAGCCCACCGACGACGUGGAGCGCCUCAGUCGGGCUCUUCGGCGUCAGGAGAUCCUGGAGCUUCCUGACCCUCUCAUGACCCCACGUGAUCCUCACACCUGCAACCACACCACGCAUCGCUGUCACCACGCAGCACACGCCUAUACGGGCGUACCCUGCGCUGCAUAUUUGGGCCAUCGAGGGAAGAAGAAGAACCAGCUCUCCCUCCCGAAGAUCGCCGGCAGCACCAACGCCAACGGGGGCAGCUCCUCCCUGGGCGCGUCUCCAGGACCUGCCUCGGGCGGGAGCCUGGGUCGCAAUCGCCCGGGGGAACCCAUCGGCCUGCGGAACUAUGACCCCAAGAGACCCCUCACUGUUGAACUACAGCACGGUAACACGAGGCAGCAGAUCACUCUCCCUACAGAGAUCCUGGACAAGAAUAAGAAGUACCAUCUAACCUUCACCAUUAAGCCGUCCGCGCCAGGCCAGGAUGGGCUGUCUCCAUCGAAGGACGGAUCGGCGUCUCCCAAGCGCUCAGCCUCGGCGCCGGAGGGCAUAGUGCCGGACGAGGCGGUGCAGGCAGAGCCACGGCCAGAACUCCGCUCAGCACCGGCAGAGGGCAGGACCGAGGCCAGUGUCAAUGAUUAAGUUACUGGAACUUUCAGAAAAAGCAAACAAACAUAAAUGA
This is a messenger RNA of Penaeus vannamei (Pacific white shrimp), 1111 nucleotides long. NCBI's taxonomy places the organism in Eukaryota, Metazoa, Arthropoda, Malacostraca, Decapoda, Penaeidae. The record is from RefSeq and is a predicted model, not a curated record.